Messenger RNA from Entelurus aequoreus (snake pipefish), 1206 nucleotides. RefSeq lists its product as uncharacterized. NCBI's taxonomy places the organism in Eukaryota, Metazoa, Chordata, Actinopteri, Syngnathiformes, Syngnathidae. Bases 1 to 1206 code for a protein of 401 amino acids. The record is from RefSeq and is a predicted model, not a curated record. Gene Ontology annotation, molecular function: nucleic acid binding. Gene Ontology annotation, biological process: DNA integration. The transcript has a single exon.
AUGCGACGAGACGAACUGACGGUGAUCCAGGGGUGUUUGCUAUGGGGCAGUAGAAGGGUGGUGCAUCCAGCAUUGAGACCGCAGCUUCUGAAGGAACUACAUGCCGGGCACCCGGGCAUGGUCAAGAUGAAGGCCAUCGCACGGAGCCAUGUCUGGUGGCCGGGGUUAGACGCCCAGAUUGAACAGCAGGCCAGGACAUGCUCUACGUGUCAACGGAACCAAAAGAACCCGGCGCUCUCCCCACUGCACACCUGGCCGUGGCCGGGAUCUCCAUGGCAACGGAUCCAUGUGGACUUUGCGGGGCCGUUCGAAGGACACAUUUUCUUGGUGGUGGUAGAUGCGUACUCUAAGUGGCCGGAAGUACAGGUGAUGAAAACGACGACGACGGAGAAGACUGUACAGGCCCUGAGGAGUAUGUUUGCCCGCAACGGAGUACCAGAGACACUGGUUAGUGACAAUGGGCCACAAUUCACAGCGGCAGAGUUCGGGGCAUUUCUCCGGGCAAACGGAGUGAAGCACAAAAGGACAGCGCCGUUUCACCCCGCCACGAACGGUCAAGCAGAGCGUUUUGUGCAGACGCUGAAGCGUUCAUUGAAAGCGUCUAGGGGAACAUUUACGCUGCAACAUCGAGUGGAGGCAUUUUUACUCAGCUCCAGGAAUGCGCCUCACAUGACGACGAGUGAGUCUCCGGCUAUGCUCUUCCUGCGCCGUCGGCUCCGCUCUCGCUUGGACCUUGUGAAGCCGAACGUGUCGGCUACGGUGGAGCUGGUGCAGGAGGGUCAACGAGAACGCAGAGAUCUGGUGGCUAAGGACAGACGGUUUGCAGCGGGGGAGGCCGUGCUGGUGCGUGAUUAUCGACGGGGGGAGGAGAAGUGGAUGCCUGGACUGGUGGCAUCACAAGAGGGACCGGUAUCCUACUCCGUGGAUGUGGGGGCAGGAGCUCUCUGGAGACGUCACACAGAGCAGAUGAGAGCCGGUGACCGUGCGCUUUUGGUUACCACUGGUCCAGAGCAACCAGCUGUGCCGAGUGAACUGACAAUUGGGGCCCAGCCGGUUGUUGCCCCCCCCUUCUCCGGCAAGAGGGGAUGCUCUGGGAACCGGGACAGUCGCCCCCGAGCCAGGAGGGUCACCCAGACGGACAGCGGAUGUUGGCGCGCCAGGCCGGAGGUAUCCACUCCGGGUUACCGGAGCUCCAGACCGACUUAA